This is a messenger RNA of Naegleria lovaniensis, 1452 nucleotides long. RefSeq lists its product as uncharacterized. Gene Ontology annotation, molecular function: D-arabinono-1,4-lactone oxidase activity; FAD binding. Gene Ontology annotation, cellular component: membrane. NCBI's taxonomy places the organism in Eukaryota, Heterolobosea, Eutetramitea, Acrasida, Naegleriidae. The record is from RefSeq and is a predicted model, not a curated record. Bases 1 to 1452 code for a protein of 483 amino acids. The transcript has 2 exons.
AUGUCCGCACAAGCCUCGCUCUAUACAGAUACUAACGCUCACCAUAGAGACUCCUCCACAAACUCCGAAAUGACAAAACAACUCCAAAAGACUGGUUAUCCAAUCAAUAAGAGUUUUGUGUUCAGAAAUUGGGCGAAUAUUUACAAAAUUAAACCACAGUUUGUUCAUCAUCCAGAGUCAGAGGAAGAAAUUCAAAGAAUUGUUAAAGUAGCUGCAUUUAGAAAAGAGAAAAUUAAAGUCGUCGGAUCUGGUCAUUCACCUUGUGAUAUUUCACUCACGAAAGAUCACAUGAUUUUUCUUGACAAGUAUUCAAAAAUUUUGAAUGUAGACACUCAGAAAUUGACUGCAAAAGUUCAAGCGGGAGUCACUAUUGAACAACUCAAUACGGAGCUUUAUCACAACUACAAUAUGGCUCUUCCAGUUUUGGGAUCAAUUUCAUUUCAAACAAUCUCUGGAAUUAUUUCUACUGCAACUCACGGCACCGGAAUUAAUUUUGGAUGCAUUUCUACCAUUGUCAUUGAAUUAGAUGUUGUGCUGCCUACUGGUGAAGUGAUCACUUUGAAAAAGGGUGAUGACAAUUUUAAUGCAUUUGUUUGUUCAUUGGGUUGCUUGGGAAUUAUUUCUACCAUGACCAUUCAGUGUGUUCCUGCUUUCUCUCUCAAAGCCAUUCAAGAACCAUCCGAUCUUGACACAGUUUUAUCCAACUUAGAAAAUUUAAUUGGAAGCAGUGACCAUUGGCGAUUUUGGUGGUUUCCUCAUACAAAGAAUGACAAGUGCAUAACCAAUAGUGCCACAAGAAUUCCCAUUCAAUCAAGCAAGUCAUUUGUUGGAGACUCUGAUAAGAUUGGUUUCUUUGGAAAGAUCAAGAAUUUUUUGGUGGAUCGGUUAUUGGGAUUUUAUUCAUUGGAGUUUGCCUUAUUUAUUUCAAAAUUUUUCCCUUCACUUGUUCCAUGGAUUAACAACACUUGGUUUUCCUUACUAUUCAGCAGCAAAACUGAAGUGACAGAUGUGAGCUUUAAAGUAUUCAACUUUGAUUGCCUCUUUAAACAAUUUGUGAACGAAUGGGCCAUUCCUAUUGAAAACACCAAAGAAGCUUUAAUACGAAUUCGUAACAUGAUACAAGAAUCUAAACUCAAUGUUCACUUCCCAGUAGAGGUACGAUUUGUGAAAGCGGAUGAUGUUUGGUUAAGCCCUUGCUACGGAAGAGACACAUGUUAUAUUGGCAUUAUCAUGUACAGACCAUAUGACUUUACAAUUCCUUAUCAGAAAUAUUUUGAAGAAUACAACAGAAUUAUGUUGCAAUUGGGAGGCAGACCACACUGGGCUAAAUUAGAUUUCAAAUUGGACUUUGCCAACAUGUACCCAAAAUGGCAAGAUUUUAAGAAUUUGAGACAAGCCUUAGACCCUAACGAUGUUUUCUCUAACGAUUAUAUCAAAAGAUUGGAGUUGUAA